Messenger RNA from Camellia sinensis, 2316 nucleotides. RefSeq names its product protein PHYTOCHROME KINASE SUBSTRATE 1. The record is from RefSeq and is a predicted model, not a curated record. Lineage: Eukaryota; Viridiplantae; Streptophyta; Magnoliopsida; Ericales; Theaceae. Gene Ontology annotation, biological process: phototropism.
AGAAGGAGCAUGGACCCAGAAGGGCCACGUGCCCCUCCUCAACGUUAUAAAAUUUAUUUUUUAAUAUGUUUAAAAAAUAGUUGUUCAAUUUGCCCCCUUUGUAUUUUAGUAUGUACUUCUUUUUUAAGAAGUUCAAUAAUUUUCUCCCUUUAAAUGUUUAAUUUUAUUCUUUUGAUGAUACUAGCUAAUUUAUUCUCUCAAUAAAAUACUUACUUUCCUUAUAGGACGACCAUCACGGUCCAAGUUGAUGUCAUGGUCAGGGUUGGGGGUUAACUGUACAAGGGCCGGAGCACAGUGAGGGUGGGGGACACUACUGUAAGCAUUACAUUUUCCCUUAUUAUUGCCCUCUCUGAUUCAAAAUCCAAGCUCUGUAGAAUCAAAUCUACUUAAAGAAGUGGUUCUCAACAACAAUCCCACUAGUUUCAUAGCUCUCUUUCAUGCUCUUCCUCCUCUCUCCAUUGCCUAAAGCUGCUUCUUUUUUUGCUUCUCUUGUCCUACUCUCAAUCCUCUCAAUUCCUAAAUAAACUCUCCUUUCUUUCACUUCUUCUGUUUGGUUCCCAGUUAGGUCUCUUUCAUUUUCCUUUUGUAGUUUUUUGCCUUCUUGUUGAGUUCAUUGGAGCCUAUACAAACCAAAUCGUUUCUCUGUUGUCAUUUUCUCUUCCCCUUUUUGUUUUUGGUACAAACCAAACAAUAGAAAUCUCCAUGGCCAUGUUUACAUUAACAUCAGCCUGUACCAACAAUAACAUCUCUCAAGCCCUCUCCUUAAAUAACGACAACCGGUUCCGUGACGCCUCCUUUUCUUCUUACCUCAAUUGCUCUGAUGAAACCUGCAUGCGCAAACUCGCAGAAUCGAGUCAAAACCUGAAUUCCAUCAUCACCGCAAUACCACAUGAACACCUUCACUUGCGGAGAAAGGUGGAAGAUGGAGAAAUUGGUGUGUUUGGGGCAGAAAAGUACUUCAAUGGAGGAAUGGAUGAGGAGAGUCCAAGAAUUGCAAGCAAUGGUGCAAUCAAUUACCGGCAUGUGAAGAAGGAUGAACCAGUUGAUAAACAAAGAAUUCAACUGGAAACUCCAAGUACCCAUUCUGAUUCAAGUUGGAACAGCCAAAGCGGGUUGUUACAAAGUGUGGUAAGAAAUCCACCAAAGAAUAAGGCUAGCAAGCGACAAGGCAAGAGCCUCCUAGCAAGCCUCGGUUGUAAUUGUGCUUGUAAUGACAAGAGUUCAAUCGAUAUUGAUGAUCAUGUUGUUGAAAGCAAUACCAAGAGAAGUGGUAAAGCAGUUGAUUUAGCUCGAGCCAAUAAGUCCUGGUUGAAUCCCAGUGUCAAGGAAGAGAUGCCUUGUACGAAGAUUGAUGAUGCAGGAAUAGGGUUAAGCAGAGAAGACUGCUUUAGCUUCCCAAUACUGAAUUCCAAGCCGGUGAAAGUGCAUUUGCAAGAAGAGGAAGAUGAUGAUAAAGAGAGAAAGUCAUUGGAGGUGUUCGGCUCACCUGUCUUGCAAAAGAAAAAGAAGGCAUUCAGCCUAGAAAGGAGGCUAACCAUGUUGACAACAUGGGAUACCAAUGCAAGAAUGGAAGAGCUUGAGAUUCCAGCGAGUUGUGAUGGAACAUACAACGAUGAUAUUGAGAGCGAUGCAAGUUCAGAUUUGUUUGAGAUAGAGAGCUUCACGAACAAUUCCAACCCGUUUCUCGACAGGCAAGCAUCAGAUGGCAUGUCAUCGAGUUUUGUCAUACCAACAACUUGUUAUGCCCCAAGUGAAGCAAGCAUAGAGUGGAGUGUUGUCACAGCCAGCGCUGCUGAUUUCUCAGUUGUGUCUGAUUGUGAGGACCCAAUAUCAUCAGCAGCAGCAACCAAAAAGGCUCGGAAAAUGGUUCCAAAUGCCAAAGCUGGAGUAGACGGGGAAAGAGAGAAGCGGCUUACUGGAAUUCUGUUGGGUUGUAAGAGUCAGAAAGCUGUGAGAAUUGCAAGAGAUGCUUACAUAACUAAUGGAAAGGCAGUGCCCGACCCACGAAGGUGCCAUAGAACAGACUCCUUUGCACCGGUGACAAGAUUCCAGGCCUUAAAUUAGUUGGCAGGCUUUUAUUCUACAAACAGUCAACAUCUUUUGCAUUGAGCAGCAAAGAUUUUAUGUUGGUGAAGUAUGUUUUGCAUAGUUGGAUUGUAGUUAGUAGCAAGUAUGAUGGAUAUAUUGCUAGUAACAUAUAGGCAUUCCAGAAAAUAAGUCUGUAUUUCUUAUCCCAAAAAAAAAAAAAAGAAAGUCUCUAUUAGAAAUGUUAUAUAUGAACAGUCUCUUCCCUGUGGUUGAAAAACUCACAGUCCA